AUGUUGCUUAGAUAUGGUAAACAGCUUUAUAUAUUGAAAAAAGCAGAUGUGCUAGGAGUUAAUGUUUGGAGACAAGCUUCAUCGAAUGCUAGUUCAGAGAGACAGAAAAAUGAGCAGUUAUCCUUGGUGCACAUUGAACAGCAGUUCGAAUCCGUUCCAAAUGUGGAAAGGAAUAAGAAAUCUUUCAUGGCAGCGAUAUAUAUGUUCAAAGAGAAGAAGUCUAGAGGUCACGUAGAAUUUAUUAAUGCAGCGCUGAAGUUCGUGAAAGAAUAUGGAGUACACAAAGAUAUAGAUACAUACAAAUCAUUGUUAAAUAUAUUUCCUAAGGGAAAGAUGAUACCACAAACUACCUUUCAGAAAAUUUUCUUGCACUAUCCGAUGCAACAGAACUGCUGCGUGAAAGUUCUUGAUGAAAUGGAGUGGCAUGGUGUCAGCCCUGAUAAAGAAAUCCAUGAUAUUGUGGUUAACGCUUUCGGAGAAUGGAACUUCGCUACAAAAAAGGUCAAACGUAUGAUAUAUUGGAUGCCGAAGCUGAAGCAUACUAAUAAGUAUGUUGAUAGGCGCCAUCUCGAAGGGAAAACGUUAUCACCUGAAGAACUAGCUGGUUUAGCUCUGAAGACUAUUUGCAGGGACCCAGGAACUCAAUUUUCACUUUACAAAGGUUUGAAUCAAUCAGAUUGGAUUGCAAGUGCUCAAAGUCGGUCCCAGAAUGAGCUGAUAUCUCGAUUACCUACCGAUUCUGACAUCUGUGUCGAUGGACCGUUCAAGGUAUACUUGAUGGAACACGUGCUUCACUAUGUGAUGCUGACAGCACCGUCGCAAACACAGUCCGUAUCGGAUUUUUCCGAGGAUAAAGAUAUAUCUGACAACUGGUUCUCCGAUUGGAAGUCUAGAAACCAUACUAAGAAAAGGACCAUUCAUGAGCAGAGCGCUGAAACAAUAUUAGGGAUAGCUAUUCUUAAUAAGAAUGAUAAUGCGACCGCUGCCUGGUGGGUCGAAGAGUUAGAAAAAAGAAACAAUCAUAUCGCUUCUCUGAGAUUGAGGCUGCGAUUGGAUAGAUGA
This is a messenger RNA of Auanema sp. JU1783, 1062 nucleotides long. NCBI's taxonomy places the organism in Eukaryota, Metazoa, Nematoda, Chromadorea, Rhabditida, Rhabditidae. The record is from the annotation of a GenBank genome assembly.